This is a messenger RNA of Camellia sinensis, 1889 nucleotides long. The record is from RefSeq and is a predicted model, not a curated record. Lineage: Eukaryota; Viridiplantae; Streptophyta; Magnoliopsida; Ericales; Theaceae.
UUGGGUGUAAACGUCCCUAUAGAUGGAGAGGCUGUUUAUAAGACUCAAUCCAUCCACACCAUUAUUACUGAACAGGUUGUUUUGGUGAGUCUCAUGAAACAAAGAAUCUGUGAUGAUGACCAAGCAAGCGCAUGUAGUGGUUGUGCCAUACCCGGCACAAGGGCAUGUCGUACCUCUCUUGAAGUUAUCACACAAAAUUGCUGAUUAUGGGAUCAAAGUUACAGUUGUUAACACGGAGUUCAUACAUGCCAAGAUCAUGAGUGCUAUGCCAGAUCACAAGGAUGAAGAAUUGAAAAACCGGGUAAGACUAGUUUCGAUUCCUGACGGAUUGGGACCCGGUGAUGAUCAGAGGGACGGUGUCAAAGUAAUAGAGAGUAUCCGGCGAGUCAUGCCGGGUCAUCUUAGGCCAUAUGACCUUAAGGAUUUGAUUGAAAAGAUUGGCCAAUCGGAGGAGAAGAUGAUUAGGUGUGUCAUAGCAGAUGCAACCCUAGGGUGGAUACUAGAGGUUGCAGAAGAGAUGGGAAUUGAGCAAGCUGUAGUGUGGCCUGCUGGACCAGGGGGUUUACUCAUACUUCCUCACCUUCCAAAGCUUGUUGAAUUAGGGGUUUUUGAUAUGAAUGGAACUGUUUUGAGAAAUGAGCUCAUCAUCUUGUCAAAGGACGUUCCUGCUUGGAGCACCACCGAGUUUAGUUGGUACAACACAAGUGAUCCCAAAUUACAGAAGAUUUUCUUUGAAAAUGUUCUGUCCAUCAACCAAAGUAUUGAACUCUCUACGUGGCUUCUCUGCAACACAUUCUACGAACUCAACCCGCCAAUUUGCCAGUUGGUUCCCAAAAUGCUGCCUGUCGGACCACUGCUCACGAGCGAUGAGCAGAGGCAUUCUAGCGGAAGCUUGAGGCUCCAGGAUUCAACUUGUUGGAACUGGCUCAAUGAACAGCCUAUAGGUUCAGUUGUUUAUGUUGCUUUUGGCAGCACAACAGUCUUCAGCCAAAACCAGUUCCUUGAAUUGGCCCUUGGUCUUGAACUUGCAGCCUGGCUUCUCUGCAACACAUUCUACGAACUCAACCCGCCAAUUUGCCAGUUGGUUCCCAAAAUGCUGCCUGUCGGACCACUGCUCACGAGCGAUGAGCAGAGGCAUUCUAGCGGAAGCUUGAGGCUCCAGGAUUCAACUUGUUGGAACUGGCUCAAUGAACAGCCUAUAGGUUCAGUUGUUUAUGUUGCUUUUGGCAGCACAACAGUCUUCAGCCAAAACCAGUUCCUUGAAUUGGCCCUUGGUCUUGAACUUGCAGGCCGACCAUUCUUGUGGAUUGUUCGAUCAGACCUCACAAAUCGUUCAUUUGCCGAAUACCCAGAUGGGUUCGCAGAGAAAGUGGCUGGUUGGGGGAAGAUUGUCGAAUGGGCACCUCAAGAGAAGGUGUUAGGUCACCCAGCAAUUGCUUGUUUCUUUACACAUUGUGGUUGGAACUCAACAAUGGAGGGUGUGAGCAAUGGGGUACCAUUUCUUUGUUGGCCUUACUUUGCGGACCAAUUUCAUAACAGAAGUUAUAUUUGUGAUGUCUGGAAAGUUGGUUUAAGGUUGGAAUACGAUGAAAAUAAGAUUGUAUCGAGGCACGAAAUUAAGAACAAGAUUGAGAAUUUGCUUUCUGAUGAUGAUAUGAAAGCGAAUAGUUUGAAGUUGAAGGAAAUUGCUAGAAAGAGCAUUGAGAAAGGUGGAUCUUCUUGUAAGAAUUUAGAAAGAUUUGUCCAACAUCUGAGACAGUGAUGAAGAUGAUGAUUGAUGCAACUAGUUUUUACUGUUUGUUAGACUCUGGCAAUUCAAUGCAUUGUUGUAAAAUCAUGAAUUGAAAUGUUAAUCGUUUUGGUGAAAUAAGAAAUGAUGUUUUCUAAAA